UGGUGUCAGCCUUCCGCGCUUUUACCCUGAGGGCUGAUGGGGAUUGCCGUUGCUCCAACUGCUUUGACUUAGAACUCUUUUAGGGACUGGGGUCCGUAUUCCGGCGUCCUGGUCCGGGAGAAGGCUACUGGUCCAGACUCCUGGAUCUGAGAGACGGGGAGGUGGGAUGCCGGGACUCCUGGGUCUGAGUGAGGAGUUGGGGACAUGGUACUCCGGAAGGAAGAAACUGGAGGACCAUGGCAGCCGUCGGCUUUGAAGAGUUCUCAGCCCCGCCAGGCUCCGAGUUGGCGCUGCCUCCGCUGUUCGGUGGUCACAUCCUGGAGAGCGAGCUUGAGACAGAAGUGGAGUUUGUGUCCGGGGGUCUGGGUGGCUCGGGGCUCCGGGAGCGAGAUGAAGAGGAAGAGGCAGCCCGGGGCCGGCGGCGGCGCCAGCGGGAACUAAAUCGCAGGAAGUACCAGGCGCUAGGUCGGCGCUGCCGGGAGAUCGAGCAGGUCAAUGAGCGGGUCCUGAACAGGCUCCACCAGGUACAGAGGAUAACCCGGAGACUCCAACAGGAGCGGAGGUUCCUGAUGAGAGUGCUGGACUCCUACGGGGAUGACUACCGCGCCAGCCAGUUCACCAUUGUGCUGGAGGACGAGGGCAGCCAGGGCACAGAUGCCCCCACCCCAGGCAAUGCCGAGAACGAGCCUCCAGAGAAAGAGGGGCUGUCCCCACCUAGAAGGACGCCUGCACCCCCGGAACCCAGCAGCCCGGCCCCCGGCGAGGGACCCAGCGGGCGGAAGAGGCGGCGAGCGCCCCGGGAUGGACGCAGAGUGGGAGCUGCGCUGACCCCAGAACUGGCCCCAGUGCAGAUUAAGGUGGAAGAAGACUUUGGCUUCGAAGCAGAUGAGGCCCUAGACUCCAGUUGGGUUUCUCGGGGGCCAGACAAACUGCUGCCCUACCCCACCCUGGCCAGCCCCCCCUUUGACUGACCCUCCCCCCAAUAAACUGACCCCCGCAUCCGCCUUG
Camelus dromedarius (Arabian camel) is the source of this 1008-nucleotide messenger RNA. It is a transcript of the gene TFPT, whose product is annotated as TCF3 fusion partner. Gene Ontology annotation, cellular component: Ino80 complex. NCBI's taxonomy places the organism in Eukaryota, Metazoa, Chordata, Mammalia, Artiodactyla, Camelidae. Bases 237 to 971 code for a protein of 244 amino acids. Gene Ontology annotation, biological process: apoptotic signaling pathway; apoptotic process; positive regulation of apoptotic process. Gene Ontology annotation, molecular function: DNA binding. The record is from RefSeq and is a predicted model, not a curated record. The transcript is spliced from 6 exons.